AUGGCGCCUCGACGUCCUGGCUCGCCGGACUCUGUUCGCAGCGACUUAUCUUUAGGCACGCAGCUGUCUACCUCUUCUACGAUAGCCGCCUUGACCGCGCUCCAGUAUCUCCCUAUACCUCUACUCGUUCUUUCUUCAUAUAAGACGGUCAUACUUGCCAACGAUGCUUUCGGAAAAUUACUGGGAAUUGACUUGCCCGCAUUGGCUGAGGACGGCGAAACACUGCUGUCCAUAACUGAGGUCGUGAGGGGACGCAAGAUCGCUGAUCUAGGCAUAGACAUCCUUAAAGAUGGCUCACCGAUAUGGAUAAAUUGGGAUGACCUCCUUGAUCGAGCCGCAGAGCGAACUCCAGCACAUCCCGACCCUGAGAGACAUGGCCACAUACAUGAUGGUCACACGUCGAACGAAUCCCUACCAAAACUCACGUCUUCCAACUUGGCCCGCACUACGGUGCACGAUGUUUCUGUCGAUGUUCUAAUAUCUCAGCAAAGCGCUAUUGCCAAGCACUGCUCAUUGUCCACGCCACUGUCGUCCAAUCUUAUCAUAUCUACUUGGACUCUGGACAAUGUACAGCAUUACACCCUAACAUUCACAAGCGCAGCAGCAUCUAAUAUACAGCCUGCUACUAGUAGGACUGUAGUCAAAGCUCAUACCAGGCCGAGUGCCCAUUCUGGCUCUUCGUCAGCGUCAUCCACGAAACGUUCAAAGGGAAGUUCGAAUUCGAAUUCUGACUCCAAUGUUAGUACGCCAACCCUUCAGUCUCCGAAUUUCCCCCCAUAUGGCCCUCCAACUAAGCAGGAUCAUCCCGCAACUGCCUCGAUAUUCCAGAAGGCAUCGCAGCUGAAAGAUGCGAUCUUGAAUUCGGUAAACAUGCCAGCAUAUGCUUUGUGGAAAGAUGAGAGCUUUGGAAUUCCCAACAAGGCACUCCUGGACCUCCUACCCGAGGAUGCCAUUCCUAACCCCGGAGAUCAACAAGACUUUGAGCGCGAGCUGGCCUUGGAGGAGUUCCCAAUCAUGGAUCUCGUUCGGAAUCAAGUCGCAUUUGAGAAUCGGCGAAUUGGGAUGCGACAGCCCAAGACGGGAGCGCGCCUUAUAUUCGAUGUACACGGAGAACCGAUUACCCUUGAGUCGACGGGUGAAUUCAUCGGAGGUCUAGUCACAUUCAAGGACGUUACUGAAUACACUGAACGAAUCGCCGCUCAGCUCAAGGAGAACGACAAGCAAUUUGAAUCGAUUGCUAAUCUAGUUCCAAUCCUUGUCUGGACGGGAACGUCAGAUGGCUACAUCGACUGGUUUUCGCAACGUUGGUAUGACUUCACUGGUUUAUCCCACCAGGAAUCUGUUGGUACUGGUUGGACUCUCGCAAUACACGACGAUGACUUGGCGGAAAGUGGACGGCGAUGGCAAAAGUCUGUAGCGACAGGGUCUGAAUACAGAAUUGAAUACAGAGUAAAACGACGCGAUGGGCAAUGGAGAUGGAUGUUUGGGAACGCGAUACCCUUUCGAGAUUCUGACGGCAAAGCAGUGAAAUGGUUUGGUACAUGCGCAGAUAUUCACGAGACUGUAAUUGCCCGGCAAGAAGCGAAAUUGAUGCGACAGCAACUUAUUCAGACGAUUGAUCAUGCGAAGAUCACUCUGUGGGCAAUCAAUCGUGACCUAAAAUUUGUUUUGUUGGAGGGCAAUCGGAUCUGGCAAGAUAAGGUGAACGGCCGUGCGAUCACUUCUGCAGACGUCAUAGGACGUAAUGUGUAUGAGGCCACCGAGAGCUUGGUUGGCCGCGACGAUGCGUUACGGUUACGCGAACCAAUUGAAGCUAUCCUCAAUCACCAGUCACGAACUGAGGUUCUCGAGGAGCAAACGAAUCACCAAGGACGAAUCUUCCGAUCAAGGCUUGUACCUAUGCUAUCGAACAGUCGCGUAGCUGGUGUUGAAGGAAACUCUUUCGUUGAUGGUGUUAUUGGAGUAGCUAUGGAUAUCACGGAGCUACGAUCACGCGAGAACGAUCUGCGGCGGCAAGAGAAAGAGAAUACUAAGCUUCUUGCCAAUGCUGUGGCUGCAAAGGAAGCAAGUCGCAUGAAGAGCCAAUUCCUUGCCAACAUGUCCCACGAGAUUCGAACACCAAUCGCAGGCGUGAUCGGUAUGAGUGAACUGCUCCUUGACACUGUAUUAAACAAAGAGCAGUAUGAAUGUGCAGAUAAUAUACAAAGAUCUGCCAACGCGUUACUGACGGUCAUCAACGACAUACUUGACCUAUCGAAGGUUGAAUCCGGGCGACUAGACAUCGAAGAGGUGCAAUUCAGCUUGUCAGUUGCCAUUCGUGAUGUGAACAAAAUGAUGGCCUUCGCUGCUCAACGAAAGAAUAUAGCGUACGAAAGCUAUAUUGAACCUACGAUUGAUCGAGAUCUAAAAGUGAUGGGAGAUCCGGGUCGAUUGCGCCAGAUUCUCACAAACAUCUUGACCAACAGUAUCAAGUUCACUUCGGAAGGUACUGUCUGUCUGACGGUAUCCGCAACUCAGGAAUCUCGGGAGUCAAUCAGCGUACAGUUUGUUGUUGAGGACACGGGUAUUGGGAUAGAAGAGGAAGUUCGCAAGCGCCUUUUCAAACCGUUCAGUCAAGCUGACUCGUCCACUGCUCGAAGAUUUGGUGGUACUGGGCUAGGUCUGACCAUCAGUAAGAACCUUGUCGAAUUGAUGCAUGGUAGCAUUGGACUAGAAUCAAAGCUGGGUGUCGGAACGAAGACCACCUUCUCGAUACCUUUCAGCAAGGGACAGUACUCGAACGAAGGAUCUCCUAUCAUAGCCUUAGGGUCGAUACCAGAUCGCCUACAGUCGGAUGUUUCGGUGUCAUGUGGAAGCUCCGAGGACCUAACACCACCAUCGACACCUACAGUUGGUAAUGGUGUGGCUAGUAGUCACCUCAAUAGAGCAACGAGUGCACGAAGGACAUCACAUCAGCACAAUAGUGGCCCGGUGACAGCUCGCGGUGUUUUACCAAACGAUCUACUCAAUUUGACCGACGAAGAGAGACAGAAAAUCGAAAUCUUGGUGGUAGAAGACAACCCGAUCAAUCAACAGAUUGCGCUCAAGACUAUUCGAAAGCUCCACUUCUCCGUGAGAGCUGUAUGGAACGGUCAAGAAGCACUAGAUUACCUUAACGCCGCUCCAGCGCCAGGUCAUCCAAUGCCUAACAUCGUGUUGAUGGACGUUCAGAUGCCGGUACUCGAUGGCUAUGAUGCCACACGACGUAUUCGUAGGUUCGAAAACCCUGAAGUUCGAAAUGUUCAUGUUAUUGCAAUGACAGCGUCAGCCAUUCAAGGCGACAAAGAAAAGUGCGAAAAAGCAGGCAUGGACGACUACCUGGCGAAACCCGUGAAAGGCAAGAUUCUAGAGAAGAUGCUGCUCAAGUGGGCGAUUGCUGGCAACAAGCGCAGUAAAAAAGAAAAUCAUAAACCCAGGCCCUUGCCACUCAACGACUCCUCUAAAUCCAAACCUUCCACAUCUUCCACACCCUCGCCACCGUCCUCCAUCCUCUCACCUGCGCACGGAUCUCUCGAUGCUAAGCUCGAUAGCCUCGAGUUUCACCGUAACACAACACUCCUCCUUGCCUCGGAGUCGAACUCGGACUCACAACUGCGGCGCGCACAGGACGAAGAACAAGCUGCGUACUCACGCGACAACAAACUCCUCUUGGCAUCCGAGAAUCCACAGGCAGAGCCUAUCUCUGUGCUUGAAGCUAAUCUUCCAGCUAUCCGCGGUAUCGACGAGCAGACUGACGACCACUCCAGUCAUGCGCUUACGGAGGAGAAUAUUGGACGCUUGGCGACGGAACAGCAUCGUCGGAGGGGCGAUCUCAAGCGGGGUGACUCCCUUUCCGCAGUGCCACAACUAAAGGCCGAGCUUAGCUAUGACAGUCUGAAGGUACAUCCCGAAACGAACGACAGUCCACAGGCCCCGGCGGAUAGGGGUAGUCGCAGUAGUGAACAGCCGGGAAAGAGUAGUAGGUUGGGGGUACCAAGACCGAGCUUACUGUCAAGGAAAUAUGGAAGCGAGCAGACGGUCACACCAGAGUCGAGUCUGGUUGAACAGCAGCAGCAAAAUCAGUAA
Messenger RNA from Pseudovirgaria hyperparasitica, 4104 nucleotides. RefSeq lists its product as uncharacterized. NCBI's taxonomy places the organism in Eukaryota, Fungi, Ascomycota, Dothideomycetes, Acrospermales, Acrospermaceae. The transcript has 6 exons. Bases 1 to 4104 code for a protein of 1367 amino acids. The record is from RefSeq and is a predicted model, not a curated record. Gene Ontology annotation, biological process: phosphorelay signal transduction system; phosphorylation. Gene Ontology annotation, molecular function: phosphorelay sensor kinase activity; protein binding.